Messenger RNA from Sinocyclocheilus anshuiensis, 4206 nucleotides. RefSeq names its product receptor-type tyrosine-protein phosphatase U-like. The transcript has 29 exons. Gene Ontology annotation, biological process: protein dephosphorylation. Gene Ontology annotation, molecular function: protein tyrosine phosphatase activity; protein binding. NCBI's taxonomy places the organism in Eukaryota, Metazoa, Chordata, Actinopteri, Cypriniformes, Cyprinidae. The record is from RefSeq and is a predicted model, not a curated record. Gene Ontology annotation, cellular component: membrane. The coding region runs from base 13 to 4206 and encodes 1397 amino acids.
UUAAACGCUGCUAUGAAUCUGUGUGCUGUUCUGCUGUUCCUCAUUGCCAGGGUCUGUGCGGAAAGUCUGGAGGGGCCAACAGCUGGCUGCACGUUUGAGGAAUACUCCGACCCCAGCCUAUGUGAAUACAGACAGGCACAGGAAGAUGAUUUUGAUUGGCAGCUUGUACGGACCUACAGCUGGCCGCACAUGACCUCUGACCUUAUACGAGGCUCCUACAUGCUGGUGAACUCUUCUCAGUAUGGUGCAGGGCAGCGGGCUCAGCUCAUGUUACGUCCGCUGAGUGAGAACGACACACACUGUGUGCAGUUCAGUUAUUUUCUGUACAGCCGUGAUGGACACAGUCCCGGGGGCCUGAGCGUGUAUGUGCGGGUAAACGGUGGCUCGCGGGGAAAUGCCGUGUGGAAUGUUUCCGGCUCUCAGGGGCGGCAGUGGCAUCAGGUGGAGUUGGCCGUCAGCACCUUCUGGCCCAGCGAGUACCAGAUCGUUUUUGAAGCCACAGUCUCAACGGAGCGGAAGGGUUACAUCGGCCUGGACGAUAUAGUGCUGUUAAACUACCCCUGCUUUUGGAUUGGGGCGCUCGGAGUCGUGGCCCGCCGUGGGUCUCGCUACCUGCUGACUUCUGGGAAAUGCAGUGCGGUCAUGCUGACAGGAAUGCUGGAAAAUGGAGAGUGUGCGGAUGGGGAACAUACUGUUGGAUUGUACUAUGCAGUUUUGCUUAUGUAUCACGUCCCCCUCUCUCUGUUUCAGAGGCGUAAUGGUGUUCUGAUGUCGCCAUACUCAGUGACGUCAUCAGUAGGCGAGCGUCGAUUGGUUGCGUGGUUUCAGGUGGGCGGAGCCCAGCGUGGAGAGCAGGAUCUCUACCGAUGCCUCACUCAGUCGACAUACGGAGCCGCAGUGUCAAACUUUGCUGAACUAAUCGUCAGAGUCCCGCCCACACCGAUAGCUCCGCCCCAGCUGCUGCGCUCUGGCCCCACUUACCUGAUCAUCCAGCUCAACACUAACUCUAUAGUGGGCGACGGGCCGGUGAUCCGCAGAGAGAUCGUGUACCGGGCCAGCCAUUCGCCCUGGUCUGAAACGCACGGAGUCAACUCACUGACGUAUAAAGUCUGGCACCUGGAGCCGGAUACCGAAUAUCGCAUCAGUGUUCUCCUCACGCGGCCCGGAGAGGGUGGGACCGGCCCGCCUGGACCCCCGCUGGUCAGCAGAACCAAGUGUGCCGAGCCCAUGCGUCCGCUCAGAGGACUGACGGCGUCGGAGAUUCAGUCUCGUCAGCUGCUGCUGCAGUGGGAGCCGGUCGGCUACAACCUGACGCGCUGCCAUACGUACUCGCUGUCGCUCUGCUACCGCUACUCCACGGCCGCGGGGGGCGGAGCCGGCGGGAAUAACGCCACGGUGAGGGAGUGUCUGUCGGUGGAGCGGAACACCUCCCGCUUCACGCUCCGGGACCUGCCUCCGUUCCAUGCCAUUCACGUGCGGCUGGCACUAGCCAAUCCUGAGGGCAAGAAAGAGAGCAGAGAGGUCACCUUUCAGACCGAGGAAGACAUGAAGCUAAACUCCAACACUGAUCCUCCACCGUUUGCUGUUACAUCAUUUCCUCUGGGCUCACUCUCUGUUUCCUGUUUUCAGAUCAGCUACCAGAGCAUCGAAUCGUCAGAUCCCAGCAUCAACGUUCCUGGCCCACGGCGCACCGUCUCCAAACUAAAGAACGAGACGUAUCACAUGUUCUCCGGGCUUCAUCCUGGCACCACAUACCUGGUGUCUGUUCGCGCUCGCACCGCCAAGGGCUUUGGCCAGACCGCCCUGACCGAAAUCACCACCAAUAUCUCAGCACCUGCGUUUGACUAUGAAGUCGUCCCCUCUCCACUGAGUGAAUCUGAGAGCACAAUAACAGUCCUCCUGCGUCCAGCCUUGGGGAGAGGAGCACCUAUAGCCCUGAUAACUUGUAUCCAUUCUCUGUUUUACCCUCAGGAGACCAGGAUCAACUGCAUUCGGAUUGCUCGUAAAGAGGCCUGUAAGGACCAUAAGCGAGCUCUGGAGGUGUCCCAGCAUGCCGAGGACAUGGGGCUGAUCCUGGGGACCUGUGCCGGGGGGUUGGUUGUUCUCAUCCUCCUGCUGGGAGCCAUCGUGGUUGUUGUCAAGAAAGGAAGGGACAUCUAUUCGUAUCCUUACUACCCCAGGAAGAAGGUGAACAUUAAUAAAGCGGUGAUGACGUAUCGUCAGGAGAAGACGCGUAAGCUGGGGUCACUGGACUGCAGUACGACAGAGCACAGUACACUGCAACAGGACGAUCGCACGGCGCACACCUUCAUGGACUCACAUAACAGCACUGCUAGAAACGAGCAGCGCAGCACGGUGAAUGAGUCCAGCAGCCUGCUGGGUGGUUCUCCCAGAAGACACUGCAGGAGGAAAAGUUCUCCGUACCACACAGGCCAGCUCCACCCGGCCGUGAGAGUGGCAGACCUGCUCCAACACAUCAACCAGAUGAAGACAGGAGAGGGCUACAGCUUCAAGCAGGAGUAUGAGAGUUUUUUUGAUGGCUGGGACAUAAACGAAAAGAAGGACAAGACCAAGGGCCGACAUGACACCCUUCUGGGUCAAGACCGUCACCGUGUGAAAAUGCAUUCUCUCCUGGCCGAUCCUAACUCAGACUAUGUCAAUGCAAACUACAUUGAUAUUCGGAUAAACAGGGAAGGGUAUCAGCGCUCCAACCAUUUCAUCGCCACACAAGGGCCCAAGCAGGACAUGAUCUAUGACUUCUGGCGCAUGGUUUGGCAGGAGAACUGCUACAGCAUCGUGAUGAUCACCAAACUGGUGGAGGUGGGGAGAAUGAAGUGCUGUAAAUACUGGCCUGAUGACAGUGAGCUCUAUGGAGACAUUAAAAUCACUCUGCUGAAAACAGAAACGCUGGCAGAAUACACCGUACGCACUUUUGCCAUGGAGCGGCGGGGUUACCCAGCUAAACAUGAAGUCUGCCAGUUCCACUUUACAAACUGGCCAGAACACGGUGUCCCGUAUCAUGCCACAGGACUGCUGGCCUUCCUCCGGCGGGUCAAAGCCUCCACGCCGCUCGACAUUGGCCCAGUGGUGGUCCACUGCAGUAUGGGCGCUGGCCGAACCGGCUGUUACAUCGUAUUGGACGUGAUGCUGGAUAUGGCGGAGUGUGAGGGUGUGGUGGACAUUUAUAACUGUGUGAAGACGCUCUGCUCGCGACGUAUCAACAUGAUCCAGACUGAGGAGCAGUAUAUAUUCAUCCACGAUGCCAUACUAGAGGCCUGUCUGUGCGGAGAGACCGCCAUCCCCAUCAGCGAGUUUGCGCUCACCUAUAAGGACAUGUUGAGUGUGGAUUCUCAGACCAACACCUCCCAACUGCGUGAAGAGUUUCAGACUCUAAACUCUGUCACCCCUCACCUGGAUGUGGAGGAGUGCAGCGUCUCUCUGCUGCCCCACAACCGUGAGAAGAACCGGAGCAUGGACGUGCUGCCUCCCGACCGCGCGCUGGCGUUUCUAGUCUCCACCGAGGGCGACAGCAACAACUACAUAAACGCUGCACUGAUGGACAGCUUCCUGCAGCCGGCUGCAUUCGUGGUGACCCCUCACCCCCUGCCCACCACCACCGCUGACUUCUGGAGACUGGUGUUUGACUACGGCUGUACCUCCAUCGUCAUGCUCAACCAGCUCAAGCAGUCCAACUCAGCCUGGCCUUGUCUGCAGUACUGGCCUGAAACAGGCAUGCAGCAGUUUGGACCCAUGACAGUGGAGCUGCUCUCCAGAUCCACUGAUGACAACGUCAUCACUCGCCUAUUCAGAGUGACCAACAUCAAACGCGACCCCAGAGAGAGCCACCCGUGUUGGAACAAUGAGUCUCGCUUCCCCAAAAAGCUGCAGGAAGGUCAUCUGGUAGUGCGACAUUUCCAGUUCUUGCGCUGGUCGGCUUAUCGUGAAAUCCCAGACUCUAAGAAGGCCUUUCUCAACCUGCUGGCACAAGUGCAGAAGUGGCUGAGGGAGUGCGGCGACGGUCGCACUGUAGUGCACUGCCUGAAUGGCGGCGGACGCAGUGGCACUUUCUGCGCUUGCACCAUGAUAAUGGAGAUGGUGCACCAUCACAACAUGGUGGACGUGUUCUAUGCUGUCAAGACUCUCCGCAACUCCAAGCCCAACAUGGUGGAGUCUAUGGUUAGUGUGCUUACUUAUGUCAAGAACUAA